Messenger RNA from Oenanthe melanoleuca, 4765 nucleotides. It is a transcript of the gene PDGFD, whose product is annotated as platelet derived growth factor D. Gene Ontology annotation, cellular component: membrane. Gene Ontology annotation, biological process: positive regulation of cell population proliferation; positive regulation of cell migration; positive regulation of MAP kinase activity. Lineage: Eukaryota; Metazoa; Chordata; Aves; Passeriformes; Muscicapidae. Gene Ontology annotation, molecular function: platelet-derived growth factor receptor binding; growth factor activity. The transcript is spliced from 8 exons. The record is from RefSeq and is a predicted model, not a curated record. Bases 399 to 1568 code for a protein of 389 amino acids.
GGGGAGCGCGGCUGCGGCAGCCCCCGCCUGCUGCUGGGCCACGGCCGUGCCCGACCGGGGGAGUGGGCGGCGGGCCCGGCCCGGCUCCGCACCUCUGCCGACUUUGGCCGGCCCAGAAGGGCAGCCCAGAGUUCAGCAUGCAGGAAGUUUUGAGGCAGCUCGCAGAGUAGCGCGGCGGCGGUGAGCGCUGCUUCGCGUGCUCUGGGGUUUGGGCUUUUCUUGCGGGCAUUUGUGCCUUUCCCCCCCCCCUGCAUACAACUCCCCCAAACACACAAGCAACCCGCAACAACCAAAAAGUCCCGUAAGGGGGAAGAGAACGCGGGCGAGGGAAGCACCCUCGGCGGGAGAGGAGAGCCCGUUUCUUCGCAGAGACACGGUCCCGCUCGCAGCUGGUCCCAAUGCAACUGCUCAUCCUCCUCCUGCUCUACGCCGUCGUCUGUGCGAACUUCUGCAGCCGUCAGGGCACCACCGCCCCUGCCCAGAGCGGAUCUAUAAAAGCCCUGCGGGCUUCCAACAUCAGGCGAGAUGAGAGCAAUCACCUCACAGACUUGUACCGAAAGGAAGAGAGCAUCAGCGUGGCAGGGAGCGGCUGCAUCCACAGUCCUCGCUUCCCCAGCAGCUACCCCAGGAACCUCCUGCUGACGUGGCGCCUCCACUCCCCGGACAGCACCAGGAUCCAGCUGGCUUUCGACAGUCAGUUCGGGCUGGAGGAACCCGAAAAUGACAUCUGCAGGUAUGACUUUGUGGAAGUGGAAGAUGUAUCAGAGACCAGCACAGUUAUUCGAGGACGGUGGUGUGGACACAAGGAAGUCCCUCCAAGAAUAACAUCAAGAACAAAUCACAUAAAGAUAACCUUCAAAUCCGAUGACUACUUUGUGGCUAAACCUGGAUUCAAGAUAUGUUACUCCCUUGUGUGUAGCUCGAAAGAGGCAGAUUUUGCAAACACUCAGGAAAUGGAUGAUUUCCAGCAUGCAGCCUCAGAAACCAACUGGGAGUCAGUCACAAGCUCUGUCUCAGGGGUAUCCUAUCCCUCUCCAUCAGUGACUGACCCCACGCUCACGGCGGAAGCGCUGGAUCAGACCAUUGCCGCCUUCGACACCGUGGAGGACCUGCUCAAACACUUCAACCCAGACUCCUGGCAAGAGGACCUGGAGAAUCUCUACACAGACAGUGGCCACCAUUAUCGAGGCAGGAGCUACCACGACAGGAAGUCCAAAGUUGACCUGGACAGGCUGAAUGAUGAUGUGAAGCGUUACAGCUGCACUCCAAGGAACUACUCUGUCAAUUUAAGGGAGGAGCUGAAGCUGACAAAUGUAGUUUUCUUCCCCCGCUGCCUCCUUGUCCAGCGCUGUGGCGGAAACUGUGGCUGUGGGACUCCAAACUGGAAAUCCUGCACCUGCGUGUCAGGCAAAACAGUGAAAAAAUACCAUGAGGUGCUGAAGUUCAUCCCUGAGGCUGGGCAUACCAGAAGAAGAGGCAGAAUCAGGAACAACAUGUCCUUGGUGGAUAUACAGCUGGAUCACCAUGAGCGGUGUGAUUGUGUCUGCAGUUCAAGACCACCCCGAUAAAGAGGGAAAAACAAAGCAAGGAAAGGAAAAACCACACACACUAAUUGCAUCUUACCGGACAUUUACUUUCAAGCAGGAUUGCUCUGAGGACCUUUACUCACUAAUCAUUUGAAAUUUGCUACUAGCCUGCCUUUGCAAUUAGCAAAAAUCAUUGCUGUGCUGAUUAGUGUCAUGGCAACUAAACAGAUAUAUCAUACAUUUAUGUAUCAGCAUCCAAGAAUUUAGGACUGUGGUUUAUCUGUAGCUAGAUUCUGAAGGUUGAGAUUUUAAAAGCUAAAUUGCAGUCCUUAGGCACACAGUGCCCACUGAAUUUUAAAUACCAUGUAUGUAUUUGUGGUAGCUGGCAAGGAAAUAGCAUUGAGUUUGUUUUUCACUCACCAGUUCCUGCACUCAAAUUCUGCUCCCAUUUCUACCUCCUCAGCUCUCCUGAUGGUAGGUAGGGUUUUAUGGCAGGUAUAAAUGAAGAGAGAAUUUGAGCCUGUAGGAUUGCAAAAUGGCUUGCCCUGCUCUCAGAGGGAACUGAGUUGAGACAGAAUGCAUAAAAUCCAUCAUUACAUGAAAUUACACAUCAGUAAGGUCAAGUCUCACUGCUUGUACUCGAGCAAAUCAUGUGCUGAAAUUAGUGGGUGCUUUGCAUAAGGCAGGACACUGGGGGUGGUAGGGGGUGCUGCUUUUGCCAUGGUGGCUCCAUGCAGGCAUCACCCAGUGCUUCUGCAGGAGGGGGCUCCUGGCAGCCCCACAGGUGAAUACCUGCGGGCUGGAGCUGACUUUGGUCACUGCCAUCCUGAUCUGGACUCCUGCCCCUGCCCAGAGUGGCCCCACAGCUGCCCAAGAGGAGCCCCCUGUAGCCAGGAGGGAGAGCAGCCCUCCCCUGGGAUCCUCCUCACAGCAGCCCCAGGAGUGCCUGUGGAGGAGAUGAAGAUAGGGCACUUGUUUGUUGAAAAUAUUGAUUUGUUUUGCAGUUGUGUUACUGGGAAACAAAACUGUGUUUGAGAUUUAAUUAUCAUUAUUUGGUUUGGGGUUCUUUAUUUGUUUUUUAACUUUGUCAUAUAUUCAUUAAUCUUGGUUUUCUGAGGUUAGUUGUCUCAUUCCAGCUCUGUGUAUUGCCGUGGUUAAAGUGUUGACAGUGAAUUUCUUUCUUUUUUUUUUUUUUUUUUAAUUGCAUUUUGCUGAAGCAUAUUAACUCAUUAAGUAAUGUUUGUCAGUCAUGGAAAAUGUGCAUCAUUUAUUAACUUCCAGAAGAGUAUUACUAAAUACCACCUCAUAAUAAAAUUAGCACUUUAAAAGCUACAGCAUAGCUUCCUGUGCCUUUUAAACUAUUACAAAAGUGCUCUAGCUGAAAAAAAAAAAAAUCCUUCCAAACUAGCUUUAAGGAUUUUCAAGUGCUGCUCCAAAAAUGCAAGAAACCAGGCAGGUUUAAGUCUAGCAAAGAAUUGGAGUUUUGAUCAUGAAUGUAACAGAGGGAAUAGAGUGGCACAUUUAAUGGCUGAGGUUUUAUAUUUUAGAGUAGGCAUAGGCUGCAUCAAAUCAUCUUGUCUGUGUUGGCUCUUGUUUUUCUGUCUCUGAAAGAGUGAAGUAGGUUGACAAUACUGCAUUAUAAUUAGUGGAAAAUGGCAUGUGCUAUAAAAUAAAGGGCCUUCAAACCAGUGUGUUUUAGUACUCCACAGGUUUGUAACAAAAGCACCCUAAUGUUCUCAUUUUCCCUCUUCAUCAGCUCAAGUAUUCUGUAAGUGCUUUUUUUAUAAUUUUAGCAAAACUUUGCUGAAAGAUCCCUUAGAAAUGUUGUGUUACUUUCUUUCCUGUACUUUAACCUUGGAGAUUCAGAAAGUGUGGGGGUUUUAUUAUUUAUAUUAAUUUUUCCUCUCUGGCUCCCAGAUGUCUGUUUAAAAAUGCUCCUGAAUGCUUUCUUGGGAAGUGAUUCAUCAUUUUUCAAAGCAAUUCACAUUUAAAGAACAUCCCUGUAACCAAAGAUUGCCACCUUCAUUUUGUAGUUCAGGACUAUUUAAAGAACAUCUCAUUCUUUUUCUGUCUCUAGAUUAAUAACAAGAUUGACCCAGCCCUUCCAUAAGUUUUACUAAGUUUGGAAUAAAUCUGCAUGCAAGACCUUGGCAGUAUGGAUUGUUUUUGAGAUACCACACUCCUGUUUGUAUCUCUGACUGAAUCAUGCCUAAACACUCUGAUUUCAUAGCAUUGGUUGCAGGAUGCUCAAGUUUCACAAGGCUUUGUGCUCUAAGUGGUCCUUUAAUUCCCAACAGCCAUGUGUUGUGAGGGGUGCUUAUGCCUCCUGUUUAGGAUUCAGCCUUUUCUGGGAGCCUGAGUUACACUUAGAUGCAACUGGGAGAGGCUCUCCCAUAGUGUGCCUUAGUCCAGUUGAGUAGCAUUCCUUUCUCUCCUUUGACUAUAGAAAGGUUAGAAAUUUGAUUUGGGUAUCUAAGUGGGUUACACAGAGGUAGAGAGCAUGAAUACUCCUUUUAAAGACUGAAUAGCUGAAAAUUCAGCUGAGUUAGAUAAGGGCAGCACUGGAUGCCAGGGUCCAAAAGAAAAAUUCAAAUGCAAAGUAAAAAUAAAAUUCUCUUGCUUAAUGAUGGGUUUACCUUCUUAAAUAUAACACUAAUUGACAGAACCAUGCACUGCUUCCUGCAGCCAUACAGACACUGUGCUCCCAGCCUGUGCAAGAGGGUCAAGGGUGGACUUUGUGUGGCAGUGUGGGGAUGGUAACAUACAUGUGAACUAAAAAAACCUCCCCAAAACCCAAGCCCCGAGAUGCAGUGACCCUGGUGAGCCCAAAUAUCAGCAAUUUUUUUUUCCAUUUUUUUAUUAGCAGAAAUUGCAAAGGUGUAUCUCCAUACUUCUUUUCCUAUUUUGUAUUUGUAUAGUUGUUAUGUUGUUUGUGUACUAUUUUAGCUUAAAUAGCAAAGCUGUUAAAAAAACAAACCUGGUUCAGUUUAUUGGUGGAAUUGGAGCCCCCCAAAAUAAAUACAUUUUCAAAGGCAAUUCAGCAAGAGUCCUAAUUUCAAACCACUCAUCAGCUUUUUAUUUACUAUAUUCUUCUGGGAUAGAGCCUACUUUCUCAAGUGCAAUCUAUGUAUAUUUUUUUAUCUCAGUUAAAUGCAGCUUUCCUGGCAGUACUUUUUACUUUAUGCAGUAUGUAAUGUGUCUUAUCUUGAUGAAAAAAAUAAAUACUGCUUUUGAAAGAA